AUGUCAAGGAGCAUUCUCGAACGGCUCGUUAAUCCGCGCCGCUCCUAUGAGCGUGUAGCGGAAGAAGAUGGAGAGGAGCGGUUGGAUGAAUAUGCUACUCCAGAAGAGCCCCCAGUGGCUCCAUUCUCCCGGCUGGAAUAUGUAAUAUUUUUAUGGCUUGGGGUGUCUAUGCUAUGGGCGUGGAAUAUGUUCCUCGCAGCAGCACCCUACUUCCAACGGCGAUUUGGGUCCAACCCCUGGAUCCGGUCGAACUUUCAAUCUUGCAUAUUAUCGGUUUCUUGCCUCACAAACCUCUCCUCGGCGCUUAUACUGGCCAAACUCCAGGAGAAUGCCUCGUACCCCCGAAGAAUCAGAAUUUCGAUACUCCUCAACAUAGCCGUUUUCGCUCUCCUUGCCAUAUCCACCGUCAUGUUUCGGAACAUUUCAUCUCUUGUAUACUUCGUCUUUGUGCUUGCAAUGGUCUUUAUCGCUUCUUUGGCUACAGGUAUGAGUCAGAACGGCCUUUUCGCUUAUGUUACAGGAUUUGGCCGAAGCGAAUACACGCAGGGAAUCAUGGUUGGACAGGGCAUUUCCGGUGUUUUGCCCUGCAUUGUGCAAAUGCUAGCUGUUCUCGCGGUUCCCGACGCCAGCGAAACUUUAGAUUUAGACACCGUCGAAUACCAGUCUGCAAAAUCAGCCUUCAUAUACUUCACAGCAGCAGUUGGUGUCUCUGGUCUUGCCUUUUUUGCUUUCCUUUACCUCAAUGGUUCGAAGGGCUUUCACAGAAUCACCGAUGAAUCUCCUCUUCAUCUGGAUGAGGACGAGACUCUCAACAAGAAGUCCAUUCCCCUUCGCCUAUUGUUCCGGAAGCUCCGUUGGAUUUCUUUGGGAAUACUCAUUUGCUUUGCAAUCACGAUGGCUUUCCCGGUAUUCACAGUCGAAAUACAUAGCAUUCGAGAAUCAGGAACCCCAGCACCACCUCGUAUUUUCCAAUCUGCCGUAUUCAUACCGUUGGCCUUCCUUUUCUGGAACACAGGAGAUCUUAUCGGGCGAACAUCAGCAGGCAUUUCAUGCUUUAAGAAAGCCAGCCGCUAUCCAUUUUUGCUGUUUGCUGGUUCCUUGAUGCGCAUCUUGUUUAUUCCCAUGUACUUGAUGUGUAAUAUUCGCGGACAAGGCGCAAAGAUCAACAGUGAUUUCUAUUAUCUGUUUGUUGUACAAUUUAUGUUUGGUCUCACGAGUGGGUACCUGUGCUCUGCAUGCAUGAUUGGAGCGGCAGCAUGGGUCGAUGAAGACGAGAGAGAAGCUGCAGGAGGGUUUAUGAGCCUCAUGCUGGCUGCUGGACUGGCGACUGGAAGUCUAUUAAGUUUUCUGGUUGCGAAAUUAUAA
Messenger RNA from Ophidiomyces ophidiicola, 1365 nucleotides. RefSeq lists its product as uncharacterized. Gene Ontology annotation, molecular function: nucleobase transmembrane transporter activity; nicotinamide riboside transmembrane transporter activity. The record is from RefSeq and is a predicted model, not a curated record. Bases 1 to 1365 code for a protein of 454 amino acids. NCBI's taxonomy places the organism in Eukaryota, Fungi, Ascomycota, Eurotiomycetes, Onygenales, Onygenaceae. Gene Ontology annotation, biological process: nucleoside transmembrane transport. The transcript is spliced from 2 exons. Gene Ontology annotation, cellular component: fungal-type vacuole membrane; plasma membrane.